UCCAUACCGCGCACUCUGGUAUCUAGUCUCUCCGGAAGAGGCAUUUAUGACGAACGAUGGCAGUGAAUACAUCGAUAUGGCUAAUAUCGUAAGUAUAUGAUACGAUUUACAAUGACAGCGUAAAAGAUGCAACAAACCGAAUGUUUUCUGCACACCGUAUGAAACACAAAUUACUCUCAAGCGGAAUGGUCUCGUCUACAUUGACUUGAUCAGGACGAAAAGUAGGUAAACAUUGUUGUCAUCUGUAGUCCAAUAUAAUUCUGCUUUUUUUUUGUCAAACGAUCUGCGGAUUAGGCUCAUAGUCUAAAUUAUGGCAUUGGCGUCGAUUUUAUCUCUAACACGUGAUGACCGAACUGAUUUGCUCUGAUUCCUCUUUUAUUUAAACUGGGACUAACAGGUAUUUCUAAGAAGGACAACUAAAGGCUCGAUCUUUAUGAUAUCGAAUAUAUCCCACAGUUUUCAACACCUGCUUAAUCUAUCCUGUUUCGUUGAGCCCGAUGACCUUAAUUCCGUUCUUUAUCACGCAAUAGAAUUAAAGCUCAAAAUAUGCUAUCAUGCAUUAAUAUACAGUGAUUUCCAAACGAGAUUUCUGUCGCGUUAAUUGUAAAUUGACAGUCAGGAAAAGUGAGCGGCUAAUUAUCUAUUAAGUUUGCUGGGCUUUCUUUUUUCAAAUCCUUUUGCUUGUAUCUUGUUGGGCUGUAGGUGUUUUUCUGGUUUCCCACAUUGAACAACACAGAGAUGCCCAGUUGAACUUUCGAUGCCUAUUACAUUCUUUUUGCGUCGUUUUGUUGUCCAUCUGUUACGGUGCAUAAUAAUUUGAAACUCACUUUGACACCGCGUUGUUCUGCUGAGAAAAAGGGCAAGUUCGUGCUUUGCGAUCGCACCCUCUUUGCUAGAGUAAUUAAGCAGCUAGUCACCGCUACCCUUAUUUAAACCCAGUAGUUCGCGAUUGUCAACAAUAGUUGCAUACGCUUGUCUUAAAGCAAAUUGUGUAAACUAGGGUCAAUAGUUAUUGAUUACUAACUGAAUCAGGCCUUACGCCCUAUUAUUAUGCACAAACAUUCUUUGUUAGGCAACCUAGGCCAGUGUAUGCACGAGCGUUUUUUCAGAACGUUAUGCUUGAGGAAAAAUCAGCUUUGUCUUGUCACAGCUAGAAUCACUCACCGUAAUCCACCUGUGAUGCCAUUGACACGCCCCUUUUUCUUCCACUAGAUGGCACUGCGCGCAACGAAUGAAACGACGUUUCAUCUCUUACGUACCUACGCGGUAAGCCAGUAUUGAGCUAACUUCUAAUUUUGAAACAAGCGCCACUUAGCUUUGGCUAUAUAUAAAAUUUUCAGCUUCCGUCUAUAGCGGAGCUCUUGUCUAUGGAAGACCCGACGCCGUAUCUAUCCUGCUAAACGAAUCAAACUGUCAAAUAUCCGAAGCGUUAAAUCCUAUUGUUCAUCUGCCUUUCUGCCUCAGUGUAAGAUAUCAAUAAAUACCUAAACAGGUAAAUUCAACGCAACACAGCUUGACAACACGUGGUACGAUAGCGUCAUACGCCUAUGCUUAGCUCAUCGAAUCAUUUGCAUCGCAGAAUCGGAAACAAUCAGCUGUGCCUGGAUUUCCGCGACCGGUGUAAAAAUAUUUUUUGCGAAUAUUUCCGAAAGAAGACGUUAAGUCAAUGAUACUCGUUAGUCGGUCAAGAUAGUGCAAUGAUUUAUCUGUGUUUGCGCAGUGCCAUUAGGGGAGAUACAGGAAAACUUCGAUAACUUAGUUCCCGAUAACUGAUACGGUAAAUAAUAGCUAAACGUAAGCCUUAACUUUGACAUAGCGUUCUCACACGAUGGACGCUAAAUGCUUAAUGGCGAGGUAGGUUCAGUAACACUCAGAUGGAAUAUUUACAGAUAAACUGAGCAAUUUUCAACCUGGUUAAUCUACAUUGCCGUACUACUCCAUAUGAUUUAUUUACAACAAUACUUCUAUAGCUUUUUAAUUUUUUUAAAAGUCUAGUUUUGCAAUCAAAUGUUCAUCGAGCUCUGAAGUCAGGCGACAGCAGCAGAAAGCGCCGAUGCUAAGUAAUACAUCCUGGCUUUGCCUGAACUCGCUCGACGCGCUAAUACCUAAACGUAAAUAAAUCUAGUAAUGCAAAAGCAGACAUCUGUCAACAAAUGUCACUGUCAAAAUGUCUCAGACAUGCUAAAGUCUGAUUGCGCGUCUUCAGCCGCCGCUAGUAACGAACGUUUUUCAGAGAUACAACAAGCCGCGAGAAACCGCAUCUUUUUCCAGCAGCCUAACAUUUUGAUGGCUGUGUUAAUACAUUCGUUCAAAAUUUUUAUUUAAGGAGGGCAUACUUUUGGCGGAUGAUAUAUACAGAUGAAUGGUUUUAGAUAGCUAGGCGACGAAGCCACUGGAUAGCCAUCACGGCUAUGUUCUAGAAGUACGCGACAAUGAUCUAUAUUUAAAUAGGUUCCUCAGUCAUCCCGUUUCCGGCCCGUCGCUGGUGGCGUAAUAAAAUUAGCGAUGCGAAUCCUUUACAUAAAUCAACGUUGACUCUGUGACAUGUUUAAACCCAACAUUAUUCCAAUAAAAGGUCCGCGAAAACGAAAGAACAUAGAACAAGCCAGUAGCCUUGGCUCCAUUUCACCGCUGAAUCACGUGAUUUAAAUUGUCGCGCACAAAAAUGCGAUAGAAGCAACGGUGGCUUGGUCGGCCACCAGCGUAUUUGUUGUCAUCACCACUGUGCCUGCGAAUGUUAUGAUAUUUCAAGCUAAUGCUAUGUUUCUACAAAGCCGUAACGGGUGAAGCCUUUAAAAAAUUUGUAUUCAAGUAAAUUCGCUCGCCCCGCCCAGCGACGCACUCACAGGAGAAUAUAUGAGGCAUUGCUGAUCGCGGAAGCUGCAAAUGAAAGUAAGGAUUCAGUGGUUGACAUGCUGUAUAUCAUCGCCCGCCCAGGGGGUCGAUUUUGUAACGGCACGAUUUACUCUUGGAAAUGCAUACUUGCUUCCCUGUCUCGCGCGACGAACGAAAUUUAAGCGCCAUCACAGCACGGCAGCAAGAUGAGCUUCAACGGAACGUGUCUGUUUGUAGUGUUUUUUUCAUUAUCCUGGCCUGUCAACUAGAACAGAGACUCGCACGCAGCAGCAGCAGCAGCAGCAGCAGCAGCAGCAGCAGCAGCAGCAGCAGCAACAGCAGCAGCAGCAGCAGCAGCAGGAUCGAUUCGAACUAGAUCUCAUUCAUGACAUCAUGGAACACAAAGUUUGUCGCUAAUUCCACAUUUAGUUCUAGGAAAAAUACUGAAAUUAUCCUCUAUAUAUAUAUAUGUGUAUAUAUAAUAAGUCAAUUGAUAUAUUGCAGGACACUGAAACACUAUAACCAGGCUUCUUUUUGUCUGCCUAGUUCUUCGUACGGCAGAGACACAGAAGUCCCAGAAUCAAGUCUUACGUGUGAAGUAGUGAACUGGUUACCGUAUCAGUUAGUUACUUUAUAUUCGAUAAAUGUAAACGAACUUCUAAUUUGUGCGGGUCAACCAUGGAUGUCUGCAAUCUGUAUAUAUACUACUUAAGUCGUUUCUUAUUUCUUGUAGAUCAAAUAAGAAAUAAUACUUUUAAAUAUAUAACGAGCAUUGCUUAUGGCAAUCAAUAGAAAUUUAUCACUAUAUAAAAAUAGUCGCCUAGGUUCAAUUCCAAAUGCAUUCAAUACCGGUAUCAAAAGUAGCUUCUUCUGCACUCGGCUUCCCAGUAGAGUAUCAAAUAAAUUAGGGUGAUAAGUCCUUGACAAAGAUGGCAAUUUGUCGAAAUACGUUAAUGUAUUUGCUUUUUAGGAUCUAACGAAAUAUGUAGAAAGGGACCGACGAGGCCUGUCCUACAUCUAACAAUAUGUUUACUACGUUAAAAUAGACUACACUGCGUCGUAACGUGAUAGGACUUAUUAAUAUAAUAGUAACUUGACGUUCCUACUCCUUUUUUAUUAUUAUAAACGUUACAUAAAAGAAAAAAUAAAAUGAUUGACCACACCGUUUACUACCUACAGCGUCGUCCUCACUGCGGCUUGUCCACAUGCGAUGUAAUUUAAAUAAUUCUCCACGUUCGUCGUGUCUACGCCGAUGAAGCUAUCAUUUGUAGUAGCGAUGAACUUUGUUUCUCUGGUCUUAAACGCAAAAGGUUACCGCUAAAAUGACUGAAAUUUCGUAUCUAAUACGCGAUAACUAUUAAAACUCAUAGAUUAGAAUAAAUAAAAAUGUACUCUUAAGUGUACUCGUGAAAUCUGUCAUUUAAUGAUUGUUCAGUGCAUGCGAACGAUGCUCUUGUGCAGUCGUAACCAACAAACCAGAGAUGGCAUUGUUUUGGCAGUAAAUAGUACUUUUACUGGGCGACAAGCAAGCAGGCCUGUUUACCAACAACGGGUGCCGUAAGACUACUUUGGACCGGUUGUUCAUACUGCUGCUUUUGUAAACCUACGCAUGUAACGCGGUAGGACAAGCAUGGCACCACGUGAAACCGUUAAUUAUUUCGCCGAAGUUUUUUUUUUGUCAAAUUCGACGCAGCAACAACGACUGGACAGUUCCGCGCUUCAUUGUCCGUAACGUUUUUACUGAAAAUUAGAAAAUGUUUCUGACGUAACGUUAUUAUUACGCGGUGUACCCAAGUGAUUAGGUUGUACAACGUCACUCUCUGCGAUAGCUUAUCCCAGGUCUACAACCAGCAGCUGAUGAAUACGAAACGUUUACGGGCAAGUGUCGAGAUAGUACAAAGUAAGCCUUGAGAAAAUAGCUUGUGACAGCUGGAUAUUAAUGAACACCUACUUUUCCGGGCUGAUCUGGAAGAAGUUAUGUGCUGGUUCAAAUGAAAUCAGCUGGCCUGAAAGCAGUAACGGUGUAAGUGGGACAAGAAACAGACGAAACGAUUGGUUUAUCGUAGUUCUUUCCUCUGAUCAUCGAUCAAGGACUAUGACUUUAUUUAAAAUCGAGGAACAACCUAUUGACAUAACAUUGUGCCUAAAGUGGUUAUGCUGCAUGGAACAGGCUAACGAAACCGGGUUGAAUCGUCGUACCAAACAUAACCAUGGAACUCUGCUUUGAAUACGCGAUGCGCAGAGAGGCCUAGUAAAUGACUGAAAAAUUACGACCGUACCGGCAUUUCGCAACCUUAUUAUUAUUCAGGGCAUUUUCCUUCUAAUUGUCGGACGAAAGAUUCUUCAUCCAUCUGAGGUAAUCGUCAACGUUGGUCAAGGUAUGAUCAUGCAGGUCAUACGACUUAUCGUCGGUCUUGGUGAAUUCUACCUGUAUGACCAGGUUUACAAUAGGUGGCAUUGGAUCGAUGCGUCACGUUGGGACCAGUGGGACACUUGGAUAUUUGGAGCAAUUUUCUUCGAUUUGUGUUUCUACGUCUUCCACAGAAUGGGACACGAGGUGCAUUUGUUCUGGGCGAUGCAUCAGGUACAUCAUUCAUCAGAGGAGUACAACUUAUCAGUAUCACUUCGACUAUCCCACUUUCAUGACUUCGUACACUUCGGCCUUAUCUACGUGCCACUCGCGCUCUUUGGCGUACCUACGAAAGUGUGCUUCAUUCAUAAAACAUUGAAUUUGCUAUUUCAGUUCUGGUUACACAGCGAAUACUGCCCGAAACUCGGCCCAAUAGAAUGGAUUUUCAUCACCCCAAGUCACCACCGUGUUCAUCAUGGAAGAAACACCAAAUACCUUGACCGCAACUACGGCGGAUUUCUUGUGAUUUGGGACCGUCUAUUCGGUACAUAUCAGGAGGAAGAAGAGACGCCUUCGUAUGGAAUUACAAAACAAAUUAACACCUUCGAUACCUUCUACAUUCAACUGCAUCAAUUUCGCGAAAUUUAUCGGAAUGUACGAGAUCGAGAAGGAUAUCGGAAUAAACUUUACUCGAUAAUAAAAGGGCCAGGCUGGGAACCCGGUUCACCUUGGACAGGAUGGACCCACAAAGUACCACCUACCAAACCCGAGCGACCUCGUUUCCGGGCGCAAAUUUCGUUAUUCUGGGUCGGUUACACUUGGCUUCAAUUUGCCCCCUUUGCCGCUGUUUACGGAGAGGUGGUGCAGUACUACCACGAUAUGCAUCGGAGUUCGCUGGUGUUUAUCCUUGUUUAUAUGUACGCGUUCCUCGAGGCGCUUGGAUUUAUCUUUGAUAAGCGCUGGUUUGCUCCCCACUUCGAGGUCGUACGCUGCGUCAUUUUCAUUCUCAUGCGACCCAUAUUUCUUGAGGUGUAUUCUGUUGCUCACGCCACGCCUCUUAAAGAAUCACUCAUAUCGAUAUCGUAUGCACUUACCGCGGUAUCUGGGAUAGUCUGCGCUUUCGUUGCUAUCUACUCGUAUUACAGAAACCAAGGAGAGAAAGCAACGAGACAACAUGAGGAGGUAUCAAACGUCAUCAAAUUUGGCCGCGAGGUCACACAAGAAAUGUCGAAGGAACAACGCAAACAAGAUUAACAAACCAGUAACAAUAUGACACUUUUCAACGAAAUGUUUGUAUCGUUACAUUUUUGAUAUUUAAUUGGAAGAGCUACUUGACAAAUGUUAUUCUUGUUAAAUUAUAAAUAAUAUAGAACUCCGAGUGCUGGCCGACAGCCAGCCGAGGCGGAUCCACAACAGCAUUACGUGUAAGAAGAUAAAAAGAAAAAAAAAUGACGUUGGCUAUACUUAUGUCUCCGUUCGAUGAUUGCUGUGCGUAGUAUUUCCACACGUGUCCGCCUGUUUAAAACAAACAUUUAUUGCUUACUUAGAUAAGCGAAAACGGUUAUUAACACACCAGUGGGAAUCAGAAUGCUGUUUAGUAGUAAGUAUUCGAACCAAUUAUUAGACCACUAGGUCAAUGCAGAUACGAAAUUUAGGUUUAUAGAAACUGUUGGUAAAUGUUGUCUAUGAUAUAAGAUUAGUUUUUCUUCGGUUGGUAACAAGUUGUGAUUUUAAACUGUGUUCCAGAAUUGGUUUCGAAUAGUUCGAUCCGCGGACAACUUUCUGGGGUCGGGACAAACACUGUGUUCUGCCCUUUUUCGUACCAUAUUUUCAAAAAAAGGAUAGUCCAGUAAAAAAAAAAGUCCUUGCAAAAACAUUGCUCUCAAAAGCAACCGAGCAUUUUAUACCCUACUAGGUACGAGAAAACAUGACAUCGUUGAGGCACUAGAUCCUCAAACUCCAACUUUUUCUUCAGAUCUAACGUUUUCAGACUUGGAUUUUCAUGGCAAACAGUAAAAAGCUGGUUUUGAAACAAACUAUAUCACUAUAUAUAGUCGAUAGUUUUAUUUUGCAAAGUGGAAGAGCGGACACAUAGUGCGCACUUAUUCUCUUUCUAAAUUACAGUGAUAUUUGUUUAUUUUAAAACUAAUCGUUCGUUUCUCGUCUAUACACAAAACGGCGCGUCUAAAUUGAGAAUUGUUUAAAUGCUUUAUUUCUAAGGCUAUAUCUAAACGACAGCAAAUACUUGAACGGAAUUUUUUCGUAUGCGGUAGAAAUGUGUUCAUGAUAGUCACGUUUAUUCAAUCGCAGUUUCAGCUUGAGUUCUAAGCUACAGACUAGUCGUUUCCAAAACACUCUUUCUGCAAUAACAGUAUGUCAAACGAAAUCGUCAGAUGUAUGUUUAAGUACGCUGCACGCAAAAAGUCCCAAUAAAAUUAAAUUUUGGGUGGACAACAGGCCAAAAGCCUUUGUAGAAAUUUACAGAAAAUUGUACUUUAUGGAGUGACCCUGGUUUAAUUUCAAAAUUGAACGUCAUGCAUUAUUUGCAUGUUUAUAAGUGCACUAGGGCAUGAUAUACGGGUCUAUUUAUGUAGUAUUUCAAAUAGAUCAACAAAAGUCAUGUUUAUUGUUAACCAUCACACUGGCUGUGAUUGACUGUGACUUCGAAUCCUUGAUCUACCCAGUAGAUAUUCUAAACGAAUGCUUUAUUAAGGGAAUCAAUUUUGAAUCUUUCUGCUGAUCUGACGUGACCGUUCCUUAAUAAAAGCUUCCUAGUAAAAUUUUGUAGGCUCGAUCAUCGUGCUUGCAUUUGUAAUUUGAAAGUAUUACGGUAGACCAAUACUGAUGUGCGGAUAAUCGAGAUUGAUAACCACAAUAUUAAUUAGCGGAUAAUAAAAUUGAUAUGCAGAAUAAUAAUUCACGAAUAACUGAAACUAAUUUAAACCGCCAAGGACCAGGACCAGAACCAAUCUAAAAAAUCUCAUAGUUAAGUCCUCAGUGACCGCAGCGUAGUUAAGGCUACCUGCAAAGUCAUGCAUAGCUCCAAUGUAAAUGUUUCCUGCCAUUUUAUGUUUGGAUUAAUAAAAAAAAAUUGAUGUAGGUAGCAUGACGCUUACAGUUAUAUAGCUCUCAUUCCCCUAGUUUGAAGCAGAUUAAGGUUUGCACACCUGUCGAUCGUGCGCAGAAGGUAUGCUGAACAAUUAGGUUAGAAGGUCCGGUCGUUAAGGGCUCAAAGAAAAAUCCGAACGAUAUGUUACGUGUUAGCAGCUCUAAGCAACGUUCGAAUUGACCUAGUUCGCAGCCCAUUUUAUACUCGGAAAUUUACGUAGCUGUUUUAUGCUGUCUUCAGAAUAUAAUGAAUAAAAAUCAAUCGCACCCUCAUAACGCUACCUCAACUUACGGUACAUGAAAGAGGUAAAAUAAACUGGUGCACUGAACACUCACAUGGUGUCAUAAAUAAUAAA
Messenger RNA from Varroa destructor (honeybee mite), 8649 nucleotides. Its product is annotated as alkylglycerol monooxygenase. Gene Ontology annotation, cellular component: endoplasmic reticulum. Gene Ontology annotation, molecular function: glyceryl-ether monooxygenase activity; iron ion binding. NCBI's taxonomy places the organism in Eukaryota, Metazoa, Arthropoda, Arachnida, Mesostigmata, Varroidae. Gene Ontology annotation, biological process: lipid biosynthetic process. The record is from RefSeq and is a predicted model, not a curated record.